Messenger RNA from Echinops telfairi (small Madagascar hedgehog), 1491 nucleotides. RefSeq names its product MLLT11 transcription factor 7 cofactor (gene MLLT11). Gene Ontology annotation, biological process: apoptotic signaling pathway; positive regulation of release of cytochrome c from mitochondria; positive regulation of mitochondrial depolarization. The record is from RefSeq and is a predicted model, not a curated record. The coding region runs from base 238 to 510 and encodes 90 amino acids. NCBI's taxonomy places the organism in Eukaryota, Metazoa, Chordata, Mammalia, Afrosoricida, Tenrecidae. Gene Ontology annotation, cellular component: nucleoplasm; cytosol. The transcript has 2 exons.
GCCGAGUCAGGCAGGGAGGAGGCGGGGGCGGGGAGUCCUUCCGCCCUUCUUAGGAGGGGCUGCAUUGCAGGGGGAGGCUGAGCAGGCAGACUCGGUCAUUGAAGAGCGAGAGUGAGAAGACGAAGCCAUCAAAGCCCAACAGCCUCCUUUUCCUCCAGCCCAGAGCUGAUCCCGGAGCCCCAGCUGCAGGCCCUCUACCUUUGGCACACGCUAGUGAUUAAUUGCUAACAGGCAGCUAUGAGGGAGCCUGUGAGUAGCCAGUACAGCUCCUUUCUCUUCUGGAGGAUGCCCAUUCCAGAACUGGACCUGUCGGAGCUGGAAGGCCUGGGUCUGUCAGACACAGCCACCUACAAGAUCAAGAGCCCCAGUGAUGGCAAAGCGACUGGACAAGCAGCCAGAGCAGAGCGAGAGGAAAACCCGGAUGGCGAUGCCCUCCUUGAGUACAGCACCUUCAACUUCUGGAGAGCGCCCAUCGCCAGCAUCCACUCCUUUGAGUUGGACUUGCUCUAAGGCCAAGACUCCUCUCUCCUCCCACCUUCUCCUCCUCAUUGUUUUCCCUUCCAGCCCCUUCCUUUCCUAUUUUAAUCUUGCUCUUUCCCCUCCAUUGUGAUGAGGUAGUGCUCAUGAAUCUGCCAGAAUUUUAUUUAUGUAUUUAUUCAUCUAUUUAUCUUCCUUCUCUGUUUAUCUCAAAGGCCUUCACACCACACAGUAAACACUGAAGCAGUGGCAAUGGAGUAGUGCAGGGUCACAGGGAUUCCUUUCCUCCCUCCCCACCCCCUAUAGUCACUCCCGAAAGUAAGCCUGAUUUGGGUGGGGGGAGGGAUCAGAGUAGUUCAAAAUGGAGGACUGAUUUCACUCCAUUUUAAUCAACCUAAGGAGUGUUCAAACAGUCCAAGGACACUGUUCCAGUCAGCACACAAGGAAGAGGUUGAUAAUAAACUCCCAGCCUUGGGAGUUGUAAUUUGGGAUAUCUGCUACUGAACAGUAAGAUCUCUUAAACACCAAGGUGGUUAAAGACUUGCUUUUCUGAUUCUCCACAUUCUUAUACUCUUUUCCCCAGCUACAUUGGGGUUUGAUAAACAUGUAAUAAAAAUUGGAGAUAAUCCAUCAUAGAAAAGGAAAAUAGAGAAAAGCUUGGCAUCAUUUCGGAAAGAGCAAAGUGUGCUCCUUCAAGCCUUCUCGUUUCACAACUGUGCUCCAAACUGUGAGUGGGAAAAUCUAGCCAAGGAAAGCCAGAUUUCAAAAUGUAUGAUGCAAUUGUACUAUUAAGAUAAUCUGUAGCAUUUUUGACUCCUUUUUUAAGGCAAAGAAUUUGCUGUUUCCUGUAUUAGUAGGGCCCUCCUGUUGGUCAAUGGGCCUUAGGAACAGUUCUUCAGCCACCUUGAGACCAUGAAAUAAACAAUCACACUCUAACCUUUGACCUCGUGCUCCAGCCCUCCCAAAGAGAUUGCUGCCAUUCGCUCAUUUGUUUAAUAAAGACAUUCAAUCCCA